CCAUGGUGGAGAGAGUUGGAUCAAGCCUGGACCUGAGAAAAAACAGCUACUUUUGACUUCAGGGAUUCCUCAGAGCUGUAAGACUUGUGACCAUGUUCAGGACUCCACACACUGGCUUCAGAUUGAACCCUUGACUUCCACUGUCCAGGGAGUGACAAUGUUCAGGCACAGGACACCCAAAGGGAGUUAUGAGUGCACAGUGUCUGGGCUCCGCUGGCUGUGUGAGAGAGAUGUCAUUCUGAAGUAUCACUUCAGGAACUGGGAACCAUACAGUCACCUUCUGAAAGACAUGCAGUACACACAAGGUGGUCCAUUGCUGGAUAUCACUAUGGAGUUAGGUGAACUGGAGGAAGUUCAUCUGCCACACUGUGUCUGUUUAGGGACCAACCCGUCCCUGAGGAAUGAGAUGAAGAUUCUUCAUGUAGAGGAACAUGGAGUGUCUUUAGAGGAAGUGCAUGAGGUUACCAGAUUCCAUGCUAAAAUUCUCCAUCCCAAGUUCUCACUUAUCUCUGUUAUACUGAGAUUACUGUCUUUGAACAUAGAUGUCCACUGUGACGUGGUCCUCUAUAUGGCAGUAAAAAGGUCAACAGUCAUUUCAAGGCUGUACCUGCUCCUCAGAAACUCCAGUCAGAAAGAGGCUGUUCAGGAACGGGAGAAAGAUCAGGUGUCCAAAGGAUUUUCAGAAUUCGUCCUGUCAAGUCCAAACGGGCCCUUAAAGCUGAACAGUUUGUUUGCAUUCAAGAAUCCCCACUCCACUUCCAUCAAUCCAGAGAAGAUUCAGCUGUUACCUGCAGACACCACACCAAGCUGUUGUCAGAUGAUUAUGAGAAACACAGGGGUUGACAUUGAGAUGGAAUUAAUCGGGGAAGAUGAGAGGACAGUAUGGAAAUCAGUGGUAUCAAAAGAUGUAUACAGCAAAGACUCUCAUCCAACAUCAUUAAUACUCAUUGGGAUUCCUGCUGAGGAGUUUCUUCAGAAUCACAGGGCUAUACUCAUUCAGGGAGUCAAAAACACAAUGCCAAUAGCAGAUGUUCUGCGGUCAAAGGGCAUGAUUGGUGAUGAAGAGUACUCCAGAAUAAAAGCUGAAACAACUGAACAGGACCGAAUGAGAGAACUACUGAGAUCAGUCCUCCCUAAAGGACCAGAAGUGACGGGAGCUUGUCUCAAAGCUCUCAUUGAACAUGAACACCAUCUUGUUAAGUACUUGAGUGAAUCUAGGUAAGACCGUUUUCUUUUCUCCCUCCCUUGAAUAU
This is a messenger RNA of Salmo salar (Atlantic salmon), 1253 nucleotides long. Lineage: Eukaryota; Metazoa; Chordata; Actinopteri; Salmoniformes; Salmonidae. The record is from RefSeq and is a predicted model, not a curated record.